Molecule: messenger RNA, 1248 nt
Organism: Stegodyphus dumicola
Lineage: Eukaryota; Metazoa; Arthropoda; Arachnida; Araneae; Eresidae
Source: RefSeq, a predicted model, not a curated record
AUGUUGUUGAUUUCUGCUUAUUGUCCUCCUAAAGCUGAUUUGAUUUUCUGCUUGAAUGAAAUUUCAAGAGUUCUGAAUAAAGAUCUAUGCAAUGAUUUUGUAAUUGGCGCAGACUUUAAUGCUAGAAGUGAAGUCUGGGGUGAUCAAGAGAAAGAUAUUAGAGGAAAACAAGUUUUGGAAUUUAUUAAUUCACAUGGGAUUUGUAUCUUGAAUAAUCCAGAUUCUCCUCCUACUUUUGAAGGGGCAAGAGGUUCUUCCUGGAUUGAUCUUACUCUUGUGCAUACUUCCAUAAAUAUUGAUUGGAAAGUUAUCACAGAUAUUUCUUGCAGUGAUCAUAACUAUAUAGAAAUUGAUCUUGGUGAGAAAGAUUAUUCUCUUGUGAUGAGAAAGAGGUUUUCAUUAAAAAACUUAAAUUGGAUUGAUUUUAAAAGAGAUGCUUCGGCUCUUUUGUUGCAAUAUAACGAAUUAAAAAUUGAUGAAAAAAAUUUGGAAGAAAUAGUUGAAAGAUUUACUGAUGAAAUUGUAAAUAUUUGUGAAAAGAAUAAAAUCAAAAAGAAGUUUAAAGCAAAAGGGUCCUCUGUUUGGUGGACUAAGAAAUUGGAUCUUUGGAGGUCUAAAGUCAGGAUUGCAAGAAGAAAAUUUCUCUGUGCCUUUAAUUUGGAAGAUAAAUUGUUUUUGGAGGAUAAAUAUAAGAGAAUAAGAGGAAUUUAUAAGAAAGAAAUUAAUAUUGCUAAAAAUCAAUCGUGGGAUGAUUUAUGUAUGAAAACUAACUUGGAUCAACCACAUGGUAUUCCAUAUAAAAUUACUGUGGGAAAGUGUAAAUCUGCACUUACUUUGAGUCGGUUAAAAAGAGAUGAUGGUUCUGAAACAAAUUCAAUAAAAGAUACAUUGGAUUACUUGGUUAAGUUCCAUUUUUCGGAUGACUCGAUUGAAGAUGAUUUGGAUUGGCAUAAAGAAAUAAGACAAAAUUUUCGGACUUAUGAAAAUGACUUCAAUGAUUUAGAGUUUACAGAAGAAGAAAUUUUGAAUGUGGUUGGGUCAAUGAAUAAAGGAAAAGCUCCAGAUGGUAAUCUAUGUAUUAAAAGAUUUUAUGGCAGAGGUUGUCCUCAAGGUUCUAAUGCAGGACCUUUAUUAUGGAAUAUUUUAUGUGAUUCAAUGCUUGAAUUACCGUUUAAGGACAACGUAAAGGUGCAAGCUUAUGCGGAUGAUAUAAUUAUUAUUGUGUUAGCAAGUGGAAGUGGAUGCUGA